UCUCAUCCUCGAAUAUCCCAAUUUCUACUAUUUUAUACGUUUCUCCACUCACUUUACUGGAUCUUCAAGAAAAACCCUUCCUUUGUUUUACAUUCUUUAUCUCUCAACAUUUCUUUCUUUUUUGAUUCGGAAGUUUCAUACAUUGUAGUCACUGCCGCUUCGAUCUUAUUUGGACGGUAGCGAAUGAAUGAAUUUUCGUCGAACUUGUACAUCUGGGUCGUGUGUGGGGUGUGAAUUCAUUUUGUUUGUUUGUUUUCAGCAAAGGGUCGUCUUAUUUUUUGUUAUAUAAUACUUUGAAUUGCUGUUAUUGGGGAUCUGGGUUUUUGUUGAUUUGAAGAUGGGGAGCUCAGACGAGAAAGUUGUUGCUGUGAUCAUGGUGGGAGGACCCACUAAAGGCACUCGGUUUCGGCCCUUGUCGUUGAACGUUGCAAAGCCUUUGUUUCCUUUGGCUGGACAACCUAUGGUUCAUCACCCGAUUUCUGCUUGUAAAAGGAUUCCGAAUCUAGCCCAGAUCUAUCUAGUCGGUUUCUAUGAGGAACGUGAGUUUGCAUUGUAUGUCUCGUCAAUCUCUACUGAGUUGCAAGUUCCUGUCAGAUACUCAAGGGAAGAUAAGCCGCAUGGUUCAGCUGGGGGGCUUUACAACUUUAGAGAUCUGAUCAUGGAGGACAAUCCGUCUCAUAUCUUCUUGCUGAAUUGUGAUGUUUGCUGCAGCUUUCCACUCCCAGAAAUGCUCGAGGCUCACAAAAGAUAUGGUGGUAUGGGGACUAUUCUAGUAAUCAAGGUUUCAGCUGAGUCAGCCAGUCAGUUUGGGGAGUUGGUAGCAGAUCCAGUGACCAAUGAACUGUUACAUUAUACGGAGAAACCUGAAACUUUUGUAAGUGAUCGAAUCAACUGCGGUGUCUAUGUGUUCACACCAGAUAUUUUUGAUGCUAUCCAAGGUGUUUCCUCUCAACGGAAAGACAGAGCCAAUCUGAGACGUCUUUCCAGCUUUGAAGCCCUCCAGUCUGCUACAAGGAAUCCUCCGUCAGAUUUUGUAAGGUUGGAUCAAGACAUCCUUACGCCUUUUGCGGGGAAGAAGCAGUUGUAUACAUAUGAGACCAUGGAUUUCUGGGAACAAAUAAAAACCCCGGGAAUGUCCUUAAAGUGCUCUGCUCUCUAUCUUGCCCAAUUUCGGUUCACUUCUCCCAAUCUUUUGGCUAGUGGAGAUGGUACAAAAAGUGCCACCAUUAUUGGGGAUGUUUAUAUUCAUCCAUCAGCAAAAGUACAUCCAAGUGCCAAGAUCGGUCCCAAUGUCUCAAUAUCCGCUAAUGCUCGUAUAGGAGCAGGUGUAAGGCUCAUCAGUUGUAUCAUUCUCGAUGGUGUUGAAAUAUUGGAAAAUGCCGUUGUUUAUCACGCAAUCGUAGGGUGGAAGUCUUCUAUCGGGAAAUGGUCCCGUGUUCAGGCUGAAGGAGACUAUAAUGCCAAACUCGGAAUCACAAUUCUUGGAGAAGCAGUGGCUGAAGAUGAAGUAGUGGUGACCAGUAGCAUCGUUCUUCCGAACAAGACACUAACUGUGAGCGUUCAAGAUGAAAUACUUCUAUGAUAUUUGUACCCAUUCCAAUCAUGGUGUUUCAUAAAUUUACUCGUAUGUAAAAACUUUGAGAUGUUGACAACUUGACAUUAGAAUAAGAGUAAUUUUGGUUGUUGGACC
This is a messenger RNA of Hibiscus syriacus, 1690 nucleotides long. Its product is annotated as mannose-1-phosphate guanyltransferase alpha-like. The transcript is spliced from 15 exons. Lineage: Eukaryota; Viridiplantae; Streptophyta; Magnoliopsida; Malvales; Malvaceae. The record is from RefSeq and is a predicted model, not a curated record. The coding region runs from base 338 to 1582 and encodes 414 amino acids. Gene Ontology annotation, biological process: biosynthetic process. Gene Ontology annotation, cellular component: cytoplasm.